CUUUUUCUUUUUGAAUGAACUGAGGGGGUGAAGUGCGAAGUCCUGCCUUUGCUGGUCGUCGCCUUUCAUAUCGCUUAUGCCACGAUUGAAGAUGUUGUGAAACAUUGUUUUUUAAACUGGGAAAUCGUUUCACUGUUUGUUUUUACUCGCAAUAAAGCUGCGAAACGUAACACAUCUUUUGGAACGAUUUCUUUUUCUUGAUAGGCCAGCGCGUCCAGCAGGUAAAGUUUUCCCCUAUUUAGCCCAUUUUUGCUUUGUUUGGAACAGUCGCUCCAUACUGUCAGCAAAGAUCGAGACAACUUGAGUUUGAGGGACUCGACAAGCCGCGGAGCAAAUGAAUGGAGAUUGAAUGAUUGAUCCCACACUGGCAGCGCAUCAGCCGGGCAACAUCGCAUGGUGAUCAGCGGUUUCCAGAGGGCGUCCUUGUUGUGGAUUUUACUCGUCAACUCAUCCCAAACCUCAGCUGAUGAUGUCUUCAGCCCUUGAAGACUGUCGUGUAAAAUGACGUGCAGAAGAACAUCAGUCAGAGCUGCAGCAGUGCUGAUGAUACUUGUGGUGAAUGUCUUCAGAGGACACUCCCUCACAUGUCGUCGAUUAGAGUAUCAGAUGGGGAAUAGAUGCUGUCCCAAGUGUCUCCCUGGAAGUCGAGUUAAAACUCACUGCACUGAGUUUAGACCCCCUUCCUGUCAGCGCUGCACUGAGGGAACCUUCAUGAAUCAUCCUACUGACCUGUCACAGUGUUUCACAUGUACAAACUGUGAUGCAGCUUCUGGUUUGAAAUUAAAAACUUCAUGUACAGCAACAUCAGAUGCUGUGUGUGAGCCACUGGAGGGAUUCUACUGCAUGGACUCUGCAGAGGAGGGCUGUAAGGCAGCAGAGAAACACUCAAGCUGUCAGCCAGGACAGUACAUCAGUCAGAGAGGAACAGCAUUAAGAGACACUGAGUGCUCUGACUGCAGUGAGGGAACAUAUUCUGAUGGAACAUUUCCAUCCUGUCAGCCACACACACAAUGUGAAUCAGUGCAUCUUCAGCUGAUAAAAGCAGGGACUGUUUCAACUGAUGCUGAAUGUGGAGAGCAAAGUCCAGACAGCAGAGGACUUGUGGUCGUCGUUGGUGUGUCUGUAUGUCUUAUAGCAGUUGCAGCAGUUGCAUGGUGGUGUACACUGGAAGAAGAAAAAGCAAGACAACAGUGAGGAACCUGUGCAUGCUGCUGAAUCAGUGGUGAUGAUUCAACAGCCAUAGUGACAGCAGCAGUGCACAGAAAUGAAAUCAGCCCAGAGUUUCCUGUACAGAACUGCUGGUCUGCAGUGGAUCAUCAUCUCACACACAUGUUGUGUUGUCACUGUGUGACAGCUCCAGGCUCCUCAUCCAGCAGAUCCCUGAGGAGGAAAGUCUCAGUCAGAGUGUUUCUGUGAUGAAUUCCAGUAGGUCAUCUUCAUGUUGCUGUACGUGAUCUCCUGUGGGGGCCACACAGAGCUCACAGGGGGACCUGAACAUCAGACAGACUGAAAACUUUAUCUG
Scatophagus argus is the source of this 1522-nucleotide messenger RNA. RefSeq names its product tumor necrosis factor receptor superfamily member 14-like. Lineage: Eukaryota; Metazoa; Chordata; Actinopteri; Scatophagidae. Gene Ontology annotation, cellular component: membrane; external side of plasma membrane. Gene Ontology annotation, molecular function: transmembrane signaling receptor activity; protein binding. The record is from RefSeq and is a predicted model, not a curated record. The transcript has 10 exons. Gene Ontology annotation, biological process: immune response; negative regulation of alpha-beta T cell proliferation; positive regulation of cytokine production involved in immune response. Bases 502 to 1194 code for a protein of 230 amino acids.